Acanthaster planci (crown-of-thorns starfish) is the source of this 2929-nucleotide messenger RNA. RefSeq lists its product as uncharacterized. Gene Ontology annotation, cellular component: nucleus. Gene Ontology annotation, molecular function: DNA-binding transcription factor activity, RNA polymerase II-specific. Gene Ontology annotation, biological process: regulation of transcription by RNA polymerase II. NCBI's taxonomy places the organism in Eukaryota, Metazoa, Echinodermata, Asteroidea, Valvatida, Acanthasteridae. The record is from RefSeq and is a predicted model, not a curated record.
AUAAGAAGGCAAAUGAGUACUAAAGUUAGUCACCCAGUUUUGCAUGUUUUGUGUCAAAUUGUUGCUGCUGCAGCACGGCCUGCGUUUGAUCUGAAUUUCCUCAGUCAUUCUGUCGAACCUCACGGAAGGCAACAGGGUAGGCCAAAUUGGAGCACAGCCCCAUUAUGGAUGAGGAAUACCAGCAAUCCAGUGUGGAUAAUGAUGCUGUAGCUGAGCCGGUGGCCGAUCCUCCUGUAUCCCUAUUACAGUCGGGAGAUCCAGAAGUGACAACAUUGCCAUCCCAACAGCUAACAACUCCAUGCUUGUCCCAACCGUCAGAGGCUACAGUGACAUUUCCACCAUCUUGUAGUACCUCAGCAUCAUUUUCUUCUAGCUACCUUCGACAAGGUGUGGAUUUGACAGCUUUGACUCCCGGUGACAUGCCGAGUGGAUUUGGUGGAGAUAUGGCCCACAAGUGUGUCAAGUGCAGUUCCAGCUUCAACUCCUCGUAUGAACUUUCCAUACACUGGCAGGAAGAGCACAGAGAAAAUUACAAGUGCAAACGCUGUGAGCGCUGCUUUGCCAAGAAGCAUAACCUCUUGAGGCACAACUGCGUGAACGCCUGCAAUAUCUGCGGUCAGCAAUUCACCCGCCGCUACAACCUGAAACUGCACAUGCAGGUGCACGGAGACGGCUCCAAGAUGUACAAGUGUGAAUACUGUGGCAAGAGCUUCACACGGCGGUACACGCUGCUGACACACACACGCUCCCACAGCGGCAUCAAGCUAUUCAAAUGCAGCAUCUGCGGGAAGGCUUUCACGCGACAACACACGCUCAACCUGCACCUCAAGCGCCACGUACAGGGGCAGUCCAAGGCCAGCUUUUUCUGCAGGAAGUGCUACGCUGUCUUUAAUGAUGCAGUUAGCUUACAGUUGCAUCGGGAAAAUGAACACUCCAAAGCAAAGAAGGAACAAACUGUACAGAAUUCUGCAAUGUCUCAGGCUGUCCAGUCUUCUGCAAAUGUUGUGUUUCCAAACAACUGUGCUGGUUACAUUUAUGGAACCGAGAAUGUAAGUCUUCCUGAGUCCUAUCACGUUGGCCCCUAUUACCAACAAGAGGAUGUAAGCCAACUUCAAAACAUUCAAAGAGAUGGCAGUUCUUCCAAUCCCAACAUUGAGCAGGGAAGCUUUAAUGACAGCAAGGAUAACAGCUUGAUGCUUGAAAAGUCUAGGCACCCAGCAUCCUUGGAAAAGCAACAUUGGUUUAAUGAGAAAGAUGAUAGUCAAGAUUCUUCCCCUGGUCAACAUGAUCCACCGGCUUUGGAGGAGAAUUCGGCUGUACAGGGUUCCUCAACCAACAUCGUCACUGUAGUGGACAGUGAGGAUGAAGCGUUGAAAGAACCUCAGUGUUCAAAUGAAUUGGUUGAUGUCAGUCAAGGCACUAUUGGUCUUGAUGAUAGUGGUUGUGGUUCAGAGGUGCAUGUUACGGUUGGCCGUGACACGGAACCAGUAGAGGAGACACGGAGGUCAUUAUUUCCCAUGGACAACAGCAAACGGGACAAGAGGAUGGGACAUCGCAUGCACCGUCCUUUCUAUAGUGGCUGGAAACACGGGGACAGAAUGGUGAAAGAAACCUCAGAAAUCCGAAUAGACAUCGUGGAUCCCAAUUCUCUGGAGGAGAUCAACCCUCCCUUGACGCCUCCACGAAGUAGUGAUACCUCAACCCCAAGAUUAAACCAAGCUUCCUCUGAAUCUGGGAGCCCAAGCACUGCGUCGAUCCUGGAGAUGAGCCCAACUUAUACCAGUCAGCAUCAUGCCUCCAGGAUGAAACAGUCACAGGGUGCCACAGCCGGUGUUUCACAGAACAAGUCUUGUUCUUCAAGUAGGUUACCUAGUCAAGAACAGCCAGCCCUUCACAAAAACACUGCAUAUCGCAGUGGCGAUAAGAUGCACAGUGCCUUGCAACCUGGGGGUAACAGUUCUGACUGCAGCUCCUCAGAGAUGGCUGCCCAGCAUAUAGCGAAGCAUAGUAAGGACAACCCUGAUGGUGACGUUGACACGAAGUGGCGCUGUGCCCACUGCGGAAUCACAUUUGAAGAAAGUCUGAUGUAUGUUGUACACAUGGGUUGCCACGGGCAAUUGGACCCAUUCCAGUGCAGCAUGUGCGGACUUAAGUGUUUAGAUCGAAUGGCAUUUACUCUGCAUAUAAUCGGUGGAAAACACAUACAUGUAAGACCUAAAUCUUGAUGGCCAAAAUGUUUACUAUAUUUUGUGUUCGAAAUACAGAUGCGAACCUUGUACAAAAAAGUCUCUUGACUUGACUAGGUAAAGUCAAAAACAUUUGUACUUGGAGUGGAGUAACCUACAUACAUGUACAUGAACAGUGUAUCUUGUAUUUCACUUAUUACGCAGCAUACAUGUACAAUAAAUAUGUUUUGUUACAAUGCAAAAUAUGGACACUCUACUUUUGUGGUGAAUCUCUUGUUGAAAGCCACAUUGUCGGAGAACUGUCACAAUUGUAUUCAGGCUCAAGUACUGUAAAUUAGUGACUGUUUCAGAAUAAGGUCAGAACUGAGGUCAAGGUUGAUCCCCAAGAGCCAGUCACAGACUUUUCUGCAUUAUUACAAAGUCUGCUUGAGCUUAACCCUGGAAAAUAGGCAAUCUCACCUGUUCACUCACACAGGCUUGAAUGUUGAGAUAUGUACAUGUACAUGUGUAAGUUUGAUAUUGAUUGAUCAGAUUCAGUCAGUCACUUUUGUACAUUUAAAUUUGGAUUAAAACUAGCUAAGCUUUGUGUGGUUUCUACGCACCCAGAGGAUGUUAUCUUACCAAGGAUGUUACAAAAAGCCAACCAUGGGUUUUUUGCUCUCCUGGUGGAAAGGAUUGAUAAAAUACUGAAUUAAGGAAAGAUAGAGGCUUGUGAAAACAUGUCCAUGUACUAGUCCAUGUCC